This is a messenger RNA of Kockovaella imperatae, 3575 nucleotides long. Its product is annotated as vacuolar protein 14 C-terminal Fig4p binding-domain-containing protein. The coding region runs from base 150 to 3533 and encodes 1127 amino acids. Lineage: Eukaryota; Fungi; Basidiomycota; Tremellomycetes; Tremellales; Cuniculitremaceae. The transcript is spliced from 19 exons. Gene Ontology annotation, biological process: positive regulation of kinase activity; phosphatidylinositol biosynthetic process. The record is from RefSeq and is a predicted model, not a curated record. Gene Ontology annotation, cellular component: fungal-type vacuole membrane; endosome membrane; PAS complex.
GCAUCAUUCCUUUGUACGUAGACGAUUGGAAGGUCUGUCGGUAUCGAAGAGGUCGACGUUGUCGGCAACGCCAGAACCAUGAGGCAAUAAAUCGACGUUCGACAGUGUAGAGCGAAUCUCCUGAAGCUUGCUCUUUGGUCCCGGCCAACAUGGAGCCAAAUAUUUUAAGAGGCCUCAAUGACAAGCUAUAUGAUCGCCGCAAGGCGGCGGCUGUCGAGCUGGAAACACUUGUUCUGGCCUCUGACAUGACCAAGAUCUCCACCAUCGUUGGACAGCUUUGUGGCAUGUUCACGUCGACGAGUGCUGCCUUGCAUUCCAGGAAUGGAGGACUGAUUGGACUUGCUGCUACGGCCAUUGCUCUGGGACAGGAUUUUGCGCCCUUCCUGGAGAAAAUAAUCCCGCCAAUCUUGACUUGCUUUCAAGAUCCUGAAAGUCGAUUGAGGUAUCAUGCGUGCGAGAGCUUGUAUAACAUCGCCAAGGUCAGCAAGGGAGAAAUUCUGGUUUAUUUCAAUGAGAUCUUCGACGCACUAAGCAAACUCUCUUCUGAUUCAGAGGCGUCGGUGAAGAAUGGCGCAGAGCUGCUAGACAGAUUGAUGAAAGACAUUGUGGCGGAGUCCGCGCCGACUUACAUCUCCAUAUAUCCACCAAAUGGACGCUCUAAGCACACGCCCAAAGCCCAGUCACCAUCUUCUGCAAGAUUCGUGCAUUCCAGCGAAGAUCGAGGACCGGCCAACGGAGAAGAUGUUGAAGAUCCUGAGUACGACCCUAGAGCAUUUUCUCUCGCCAGAUUUAUCCCUCUUCUCUCAGAGAGAGUGUACGUCAUAUCGCCGUACACCAGGAUGCACCUGGUCUCUUGGCUUAUAGUCCUGGAUUCAAUCCCUGACCUCGAGCUGGUCGCUUGGCUGCCUGAAUUCUUGGACGGAUUGUUAAAGUACCUCGCCGAUGGCAACGUCGAUGUGCGGCUCGCCACUGAAAACGUCCUUGCGGAAUUCCUCCGCGAAAUCAAGUACAUUGCCCAAGUGCAAGAGAAGCAAUCCGAAGCCGAGAGGCAAAAGAGAGAAACGGAAGCGGCGUCACAGCAUCGCCGACAUCGAGAUGCAGAGAAAGACUCCAUGAAUGAUCGCGAUGAAGCCGUCGCAGAUGACGAUGAGGAGGACGGAGGCGAGAGUGACACCAUUGAUGGACACGGGCAUAAUUCCGAGCAGGCGGAGGAGGAAACGGAGGCAAGGCAUAAUUCAGUUGGGGAGGGUUCUGGUGCUUGGGUUCCGGGACAAGGCGUCUUCGUGGACCACGCUGCCAUCAUGGAUAUCAUGAUACAGCAUCUUUCAUAUCCUGAUGAGCUGGUCCAGUCUACUGCGAUGGAAUGGAUCCUGACCUUCUUGGAAUUUGCUCAGAAUACUGUUGUGGCUUUUACGCCUCGAAUCAUUCCUGCAAUCCUGCCGAAUCUGGCGUCACCGAGUCGGCACAUAAAGCUGGCGGCCCAUGAGACGAACAGCAGUCUGUAUCGUGUAAUUCAGUCUCUUCCGCUUCAGGCACUCCAGCCGAUCCCUCCCGCCACCAGCAGCACCGCUACCAAUCAAAAUGUCCCACUCAACUCUGGAAAUGUCCCUGUACCCAAUGCCUCGGCAAUCAUUCCCCACGCAGGCUCGCCCCCGGCAUCACUGCCAUCCGUAGCUCCAUCUCCAGCAGGUCCUGCACUGCGACGAGACACUUCAGCAUCCAUUUCGGAGCCAUUGGAUUCGACGAAAGACAGCACGCCAGUAAGUGACCCGCUCGAGGUGUCCAAUUCUCAAGCCGGCCCUGGAACCAUACGUCAUUCGAUCUCGAGCUCUAGCAACAAUAUCACCACUUCGUCUAGUGCGUCCAAUGUCUCAGCACUGCGAAUCAAGCCUAGUCCAGCUGCUGCUGGAGUGACCGCAUCGGAGCCCGUAACACCAGCUACUGCCGAAUUUCCCAGCUCGCUUAAAACAGCGCGGAUUCCGGAUACUCAGCAGAGUAUACAGUCAAAUCCGCCGGUGUCUCCGACAGCAGAGACAAUCCUAGAUGACGAUCCCUUCGAUGUUAGAGAGACAGUCAAUGUUUUGACUCUGCAAUUUCUCAGUGACCAUGCCGAGACCAGGAUUGCAGCGUUGGAGUGGCUGUUGAUGCUUCACCUCAAGGCACCGAACAAGAUCCUUUCGAGGGACAGCGGAACCUUUCCAGCCUUGCUCAAGACACUAUCCGAUCCGUCUGAGGAUGUUGUCAAGCACGAUCUCCAACUGCUGGCUCAGAUUUCCGCAUCGUCGGAGGAUUUCUACUUCAUGAGCUUCAUGAAAAAUGUCCUGGAGCUGUUCAGCACAGACAGAAGACUACUCGAAUCAAGAGGCAGCCUCAUCAUUCGCCAAUUAUGUCUACACCUGAAUGCUGAGAGGAUCUUCCGAACCAUCGCCGAAAUCCUCGAAAAGGACGACGACCUCGAAUUUGCAAGCAUGAUGGUGGUCAAACUCAACAUGAUUCUUAUCACUUCGCCCGAGCUGGCUGACUUCAGGCGACGCUUAAAACAUCUGGACUCGAAGGACGGCCAAAUGUUAUUUUCAUCGUUAUAUCGAUCGUGGUGUCACAAUCCUGUUGCAGUAUUUGCACUCUGCUUGCUAGCGCAAGCGUAUGAGCACGCUGCGAAUCUCCUGCAGAUCUUUGCCGAUCUCGAACUCACAGUCUCACUCCUCGUCCAAAUCGACAAGCUUGUGAUGCUGAUUGAGAGUCCAGUCUUCACGAAUCUUCGCCUGCAACUGCUAGAACCUGACAAAUAUCCGUACCUGUCAAAAUGUCUCUACGGACUACUCAUGAUACUGCCGCAAAGCUCGGCUUUCGUCUCUUUGCGCGCACGUCUCUCAAUCGUACACUCCUCGGGAUACCAGCCAUCUCCGGCCAAGAGCGUAUCAACCACAUCUAAUGUCGUUGCUGCGGCUCGGUCCAAAUUCACCAAAGACGAGAUCAAAUGGCAGGAAUUGCUGUCUCAUUUCCGGUCGGUACAAGCGAGGCACGAGAAAGCCCGAAGACAGCUGCACUCUGUCGAGAUGGGAACACUUGGCUCGGUGCACUAUUCCUCUCCGUCUCAGACAUUCAUAUCAGCGCCUUCGACAGCAGCGGUCGGAUCGUCGAGUCAGAUACCGAAGAUGGCGACAGUACGAAAGAAAGGAGCUGGUCCAAUGACACCGGGUCCUUCCACUUCUGGUCUUUCAGGUCCACGGAGUUCGUCCGGAUUAUCGAGUUUGAAUCCUCGACGCGGUGGAGCCAUGUCAUCGACUGGAUUGAGUUCUGGAACGAAUGGCACAAGCGAACGCAUCUCAGGAGAGCGAGAGCGAGAUCGAGAUCGAGCUUCUGAUCGGGACAGAGCUCUCAUGAGUCCUGGGGUCAGCAUUGGUGGAGCAGUGGCAAGCAUGAACAGCUCACAGGGUCUCGGUACACUUAGAUCAGUGAGCCCGACUGGAGGACGAAGGAGAUUAUUAGGCGGACUGAGAAAAGGGCAAGCUGGAGGGGCUGGGGCAUCUUGAUGGAAAUGGCAUGAUAUGUCAUGCAUGACUUCAGCCAUCUUG